CAGUGGAGGACCAAUCAAAUACUUUAUUGUCCUCUGUAGGCAAUUUGCCGAUACGCUCACAAGUGCUCAUGUCUACCGUAGAAAUUCUCAUACAAGACGCCAAUGGGUGUUAUCAAAGAGCACGAGCAUUGUUAGAUUCUGCUAGUGAGAGUAGCUACAUGACCGAAAGUUGUCGACAUAGACUAGGUGUAUCGCGGCAGAAGUGUCAUUUAGCAGUUAGUGGCAUAUCUGGAGUGAAAGUACCCACGAUAAAAGCUCGAGCGCAAGUAGUUAUUCGCCCUGUACGACACCAUGAACAGCAAAUAACAAUCGAAGCGUAUGUAGUAACACAAAUUACCGGAUGUACGCCGUCCAAACAUAUACGAGAUGCAGAUUGGGUGCAUCUAAAAGAUCUUGAACUAGCUGAUCCAAAUUUCAACGAACCAUUACCCGUAGACGUACUGCUAGGCGCCGAAGUUUUCCCCUACAUCAUACGAAGUGGGCGACGGGAAAAUUUACUAAGUGAGCCAGUUGAUAUCGAAACAGUGUUCGGUUGGGCUCUAAUGGGAAACACAGGUAACACUAAUCCUAAGAGAAGCACUACGUUAUUAACAUCUUUGGACAGUGUAGAUCUUGUGUUACGACGGUUCUGGGAAAUAGAGGAAGUACCAAAUGCGUCAAAGACGAGUCCGGCAGAAGAGGACUGUGAGCGUAUUUAUCGUUCUACGACUACACGAGAAUCAGACGGUCGAUACGUUGUACAUUUACCAUUCAAAUGCAAACCGCCGCAGCUUGGACAGUCACGACAAAUGGCCCUCAACCGGCUUUAUCGUUUAGAAUCCCGAUUAGAUAAGUUGCCGCAGUUACGACAACAAUACAAUACUGCCAUGCAGGAUUAUCUCGAUAGCGGUCACAUGCAAAUAGUACCAGAAGCCACACCCGAACCGGAACAGGCUUAUUACACUCCACAUCAAGUAGUGAUUAAACCUGACAGUACUACUACAAAAGUGAGAGUUGUGUACGAUGCGUCAGCUACUACUUCGAACGGGAAGUCGUUGAAUGACAACCUUUAUCCUGGUAAAAAAUUACAACAAGACUUGCCGGGUAUAAUCAUCAGGUUCCGGGUACAUGAAGUUGUGGUUACAGCUGACAUUAAGCAAAUGUUCAGACAAAUCAUCGUUACUCCCGCACAUAGACAAUAUCAGCGGCUCCUUUACCGAUUUCAAAGUUCAGAACCUAUUCGAACUUUUGAAAUGACCACUGUGACCUUCGGCCAACGAUCUUCACCAUUCUUAGCAAUAAGAACGCUACUUCAAUUGGCCAGCGACGAAGCAGGUGGCUACUCGGAUGUUCAACGAGUUCUGCGUAACGAUCUGUAUGUGGACGAUGUGGUCACUGGUGCCGACUGUGUGGAAAGUGCGCUUCAACUUCAACAAAAUCUCAUAAAAGUUCUAAAGAAUGGGCAGUUUGAACUUCGUAAAUGGUCCAGUAACUCGGCUAAGGUAUUAGACGCCUUACCCAAAGAACAUCGACAAAACCAAGACGUUGCGUUUAACGGAGGUGAAAUUGAGUUUACCAAAGUACUUGGUUUAAAGUGGGAGCCAAGUAGUGACGUAUUAACCUAUCAAUACCAAACUAAUCCUAUACAGUUUAGCAAACGUUAUAUUUUAUCGGAAAUAGCGCGUAUUUACGACCCUAUUGGGCUGUUAGCGCCCAUAACCACUCAUCUCAAGAAGCUUAUGAAAUAUUUAUGGUCACUGGAAGUUGGAUGGGAUGACCCAUUGCCCCAAGACGCGAUGGAUGCUUGGAAGUGUUAUCACAAUGAAUUACCACUAAUAGGACAAGUACGAGUGCGACGACAAGUUACUUGCACCGGAUCGACCUACGAACUACAUGGAUUUUGUGAGAGCUCGGAGAUUGCCUACGCCGCUGUUGUGUACAUCUUAGCUCGAAGACCAGACGGUACCAUGCAUUGUCAGCUUCUAAUGGGCAAAUCAAUAGUAGCACCCGAAAAAAAGUUGUCCAUUCCUAGAUUGGAAUUAUGCGGAGCACUACUCCUCGCUCGAGUUAUCACUUAUGUACGUACCAACCUAACUACAUUACAAAUAAGCCGCACCACUGCCUGGUCGGACUCAACAGUAGCUCUAGCAUAGAUAAAAACACCAACUUCGAAACUAAAAACAU
Molecule: messenger RNA, 2163 nt
Organism: Acyrthosiphon pisum (pea aphid)
Lineage: Eukaryota; Metazoa; Arthropoda; Insecta; Hemiptera; Aphididae
Exons: 2
Coding region: 69-2132 (687 amino acids)
Source: RefSeq, a predicted model, not a curated record